This is a messenger RNA of Dendrobium catenatum, 990 nucleotides long. Its product is annotated as transcription repressor OFP13. Lineage: Eukaryota; Viridiplantae; Streptophyta; Magnoliopsida; Asparagales; Orchidaceae. Gene Ontology annotation, biological process: negative regulation of DNA-templated transcription. The coding region runs from base 64 to 651 and encodes 195 amino acids. The record is from RefSeq and is a predicted model, not a curated record. The transcript has a single exon.
UCUCCCAAUCCAAUCUCUAUUACUUAUAGCCAUGAAAAAAGCUCACUUCUUCUACUCUACCAAAUGGAAAAAAAGUUAUCUUUCGACUCUCUCCUCUUCCAAAAAACUACUGAAGACCACAAGGCCUUCUCCUCCACCUCUCCUACUUCUCCAUGGGCGCCUCCCUUGAAGCUAAACUCAUCAAUGAUGGAGGAGGACGAGGAGGAGGAGGAAGAGGAGAUUGUUAUGCGCGGGCUAAGCUCUGACCGCCUCUUCUUCGAAUCCGGCGGCACGAGCUCGUUGCUUGUAGAAACGGAAGGCAAAGAUGACUGUCGUGAGACGACGCCGGCAUUCGACUGUGGGGUGGCGGUGGCCGUCGACUCAACAGACCCAUUGGGAGACUUCAGAGUGUCCAUGGAAGAGAUGGUGGAAGCUCAUGGAGUACUGAUAGAUUGGGCUUGGAUGCAGGAAAUGCUUGGCUGGUUUUUGAGAGCUAAUGGUAAAGGUAACCAUGGCUUUAUAAUUAGCGCGUUCUUGGAUUUAGUUGUGAGCUUGGCUUCUUCUUCUUCCUUUUCUUCUUCUCCAUUCGAAAGUUGUCCUCUCUCAUGUUCUUCAAGUUCUUCCUAUAGUUGUAAUCAAGUCGAGGAAAUGGAGGGGGAUGAAAAUGAGUAGAAGAAUUAAAUUCAUUGAUUUGUUGUUGGAGAUUUGUCUUAAAGCUUGGUUUCAGAGCUUUCAUGGCGGUUUCAAUGCAUAGAUUAAAGAAAAUUUUAAAGGAAAAAAAAAAAAAAAAAACAUGGCGAUGAAGAACAAAGCUAAGAAUUCAUGAUGGUGAAUGAUUCUGUCUGUAUUUAAUUUUGCUGUUUGUGAAAGCAACGGGCAUUAAUACCAACUUGUCUGAUUUUUGUUACUGCAUCAGACUCUCUGCAGUAAAUGUUUAGAGCUAAUUAUUGUGUCAGAGUUACAGUCUUACUUAAAAAGAACUCUCUUCAGCUCCCAAUGUCUUCUUUCCUA